Messenger RNA from Closterium sp. Naga37s-1, 7029 nucleotides. NCBI's taxonomy places the organism in Eukaryota, Viridiplantae, Streptophyta, Zygnematophyceae, Desmidiales, Closteriaceae. The record is from the annotation of a GenBank genome assembly.
AUGCAGGCAGAGGCAAAUGGAAUCUCCAGUGAUGACGGCGAUAGCCGGAAGGAGGGAGUGAGGGAUAAUGUGGCGGAGAAGGGGGGACAGGAAGUUACUGAGGAGAAGAGGGAAGGAGAGGGAGUGGGGUUGGAGGUUGGGGGAGAGAUGAAUGGGAAAAAUGACGAAAACGGGCUGCAGAAGGAAAUCUCUGUGUCGGAGACUGGGGAUGGUGUGAAGAGUGGGGAGGUUGGCGAGGGUGGGAAAUGUAAUGAGCCGUCUGAAAGCCAGCCUGUGGCCGAAGUUCGGACGCUGCAAAAUGGGCAGCAAGCGCCGGCAGAGAGCGAGAAUCUGGGCGAGGGCGAGAGGCAGGGGGAAAUGCGGGUCGCAGGAGAUGAAAAGCAGCAAAACGGGCGACCAGUGGCGGAGAAUGAGGAAAGGAAAGUGGCUGCGCGUACAGAGGAGGAGGGGAAGCCUGAGAAUAAAGUCAAAAAGACGCCUCAGGAGCUGGAAGAGACGCGAGGCGCUGAGAGGUCUCGAGAGGAGGGAGGAAGCAAGGGCGUUGAGAGAGCGAGCAAGGGCGUUGAGGGGUUGGAAAGUGUGGUGGUGGUGCUUGCAGGGGAAGAGGGGGAACGGGCGGAUGGCGGAGGGGGAACCGAUGGGCGGAGCGAGGGGGAAGGGGGGAGGGAAGGGGGUAGUGCGGUAGAGAAUGGAGGAGUUGAGAAGGUAGGAGACGGCGUCGUUGGGGGAUCAGUAGGGAAGGCUGAGGAAGGCGAGGGAGCUGCUGCUGCGCUUCUGACGUCACCUGUGCCUGUCUCUUCUCCUGUGCCUGUCUCUUCUCCUGUGCCUGUCUCUUCCCCUGUGUCUGUCCCUGCUCCUGUUCCUGCCUCUUCUCCUGUGCUUGCCUCUGCUCCUGUGCCUUCUCCUGCGCCUGUCUCGUCACCUGCGCCUGUCUCGUCACCUGCGCCUGUCUCGCCACCUGCGCCUGUCUCGUCACCUGCGCCUGUCUCGCCACCUGCGCCUGUCUCGUCACCUGCGCCUGUCUCGCCACCUGCGCCUUUCUCGUCACCUGCGCCUGUCUCGGCACCUGCGCCUGUCUCGGCCUCGAACGACGGGCAUCAAGAGGGCGGAGAAGAGGCGGGAAAGCAGACCAGGGAUGGGAUUCGUGGGAAUGGGAUGCCUCACGCGGUGCCCAAUGCUGGUAGUGGAGACGCUGAUAAGGCGGAUGAGGGGAGAAAGGAGAUGCGGUCCAAGGUGGAGGAGCUGCUGGCGCAGGCUGCUGCGCUCAGGGCGCGCGGACAGGCGCGUGGGGGAAGCGCGGAGCGGGGGAACGCGGGCCUGGGGGACGGGGGAGAGGGCGGAGAGGGGGAGGGGGAAGGGGGGAGCGACGGGGAUGGGGAGGAGGAGGGGAGGUGGGAGGGAACGAGUGAGGAGGAAUCACCAAUGGAGAGGGAGAUAAGUUGGGGGGAUGAUGACGAUGAUGAGGAUGAUGAGAGUAGCGCAGGGGAGGAGGAGCAGGGGGGAGAAGGCGGAGGGGGGGCGGGAGGGGGAGGGGGAGGGGGAGUGCACCGCAUGGUGCAUCUGCAGCGCGCCCUGGCGGAGCUGACUGCUGCUUCCAGAGAAAGGGAGAGGCGGAAGAGAGAGGCUGCUGACGCUGCUGCUGCUGCUUCUAGUGGUGGCGGUGGUGGUGGUGCUGCUGCUGGUCGUGGCAAUGCUUCUGCCUCUGCCGUUGUUGGUACUGCGACUUCAGGUGGUGCUGCUGGUGAUGCUGCUCCCGCUGUCGGUGGUGACUCAGCAAGAGCGGCAGGGGGAGCAACAGUGGGAGCAGCAUCAGUAGGAGCUGGGACGGAAUCUGCAGCAAGCUCGGUACCUGGAGAAAGGGAGAAGACAGACUUGAGUACGGCUGAUGCCUUGGACGCAGCAGGACAAGGGUCGGGCACACAAGGACAAGGACCAAGUGAAGGGGCUGGGGACGGGGAUAAGAAGCAAGGAACAGAGGCUGGGGGCGGGGCAGGGGAGGCCCAGGGGGAAGGAGGCAACGACGAAGGGCAGCAGAAACAAGAUGUUCCUGUGGGAAAGUUACAGAAGGAACUGAAAGGGCUAGAGCUGAUGCUGGCACGUGUGAAGCAGAGGCAGGUGGAGGAGCAGCAGCAGAAGGAGAAGGAGAAGCAGGCUGAGGUGGAGAGGGAGAGGCGGAAGGAGGAGCAGCAGAGGCAGAGGGAGAGGAAGCAGCGGGAGGAGCGGUUUAAUGAGCUGCUGGAGCGGCAGAGAGAGGAGGAGGAGGAUGAGCAGGAACGGGGGAGGAAGGGAGGCGGAUCAGGGGCGGGGAGUGGCGGGGGAGGGGGGGACAGAAAGGCGCUGCUAGCGGGGCUGACUCUUGCUGGCACCGGUGCUAAUGCAGGGAUGAAGGGGAAGGGCGCUGGGACCUCUGCUAGGAAAGGCAGCAGCGGAGGGGGGAGAGGCGGGGAGGAUGAGGAGGAGGACGAGGAGGAGGAGAGUGAGAGACCGAUGGGAUUGGAGGAGGCGAAGGCGCACCUGCUGAGAGUGGCAGCAGAGGGGUUUGAGAGGAAGCGCAGUGCAGAGGAGGAGGAUCCGCAGAUGACGGUGGGGGCGCUGCCUGUGAUUCCCGAAGGGGAUAAGGAAGGGGAGGAGACAGAUGAUGAGGAGGGGGUGGUGGGGUCGAUAGAGGGUGGAGGGGAGAGAGGGGUGGUGGGAGGCAGGGCUGCAGAGCGGGAGGAGGUGGAGGGAAGGGGUGAGGAGAAGGAGGGAAGGGAGGAGGAGGUGAAGAGGGAGCAGAGUGCAGUAGGAAGUGGUGGUGGGGGAGAAGGAGGAGGUGGAGGAGGAGGGGUUGCAAGAGCAUCAUCAUACGGGCCAAUGGGGGACAAGAAGAGCAGCUCACCAGACACUCUCCCGGACCGUCCACAUCCCUCCACACACAGGGAUGCUGGUUCUUCUUUCUCUGGCUCUCCUGCUCCCCCCACUACCACUUCUCCCUCUUCUGCUGCCGCAUCCGCCGCUGCCGCUGCUGCUGCUGGUGGUAGUGGUACCUCUCCUGCCUCGCCUCCCCUGUCAGGCUUCCCCCCGCGCAUGAACCCCAACAGUCCCUUGACCUUCAGUCUGGGCCUAUUCGGGGGCCCACUGGACAUGGCAAUGACCUCCUCCUCCUCCCCCUCAGGCUCCCCCCACCCCUCCCGCUCCUCCUCCUCCGCCUCCCUCUCCCUCUCCGGCCCCACCUCCCUCUCCCUUUCCCUCGGUCCUGCCUGCGCAUCUGCCAACACCCCAACCCCCGUCUCUCUCCCGUCCUCUCUCACCGAAUCACAAGUCAGCUCCUCCUCCCCGCCCUCCUCUCUCGCUCCUCAGCCCUACUCUCUUGCCGUUCCCGCCUCUCCUCGCUUCCCCUACUCCAUGCCGGCCUCUCCCUCCUCUCUUGUGGUGCGGGACGUGGAUCAUGCAAAGAAACAGCUCCUAGCCAUGGCAGGGGAGGCGAAGGAGCGGAUUGGAGGGCUCGAGCGCCAGCUGGCGGCGCGGGACACAGACGUCGCCAGGCUGGAGGAUGAGGUGGUGGCGCUGCGCGCUGAGUCGGAACGGCGAGAGGAGGAGGUGGCAAGGCUGGUGGAGAGGUUAAAGGAGCAGGAGGAGAGAUGGGCUGCUGCCUCUGCUGCUGCCGCUGCUUCUGCCACUGGCACGAGCAGAGCAUCAGGGGGAGGAGCAGGAGGUGCAAGCAGCAGCAGAGUAGGUCUAGCAGGCAGCAGGGCGGAAGACCAAAGGAGAAGGCUCGAGCAGCAGCCGCAGCAACAGGUGAUAUCUAGAACGGUUUUACUGCAGAGGCAGCUGCAGGCUGCUGCUCCCAGGCCGGGCAGAGGGCCUCGGUGGCAGAGCUUAGAGCGGCGUCUGGAGCAGAAGGAUGAGGUUCUGGUUCGGCUUAUGGGGAUUGCUAAGGACCGGUGGCGGGAGGUUCGGCGCGAGGUUCGGCGCAAGGACAAGGUGAUUGCGGAGCUGGCUGAAAUGGUGGUUCGGGCCCAGGCUGAGAGGAGGUCCGGCGGUGGUAGCGGUGGAGAGAGUGUAGGGGAGGGGGGGAGUGAGGGAGGGGAUGGGAUGGGGAGGAGUAGCUUGGAGGAGGAAGUGAGGAAGUUGUUGGAGUUUGCACUGAGGCAUGGGGAGGAGGUGGAGGGGGUUCUUACUAAGGAAGAGCAUAAGCUUCAGGAGGUGUUUGAAGCAGCCGACAUUGAGGGGCUUAACGCCAUGGCGGUCGACGGCGCGCAGCGAGUGGACGUGUCGUUCAACCAGAACUUCGCCUUCCCUUCGUGGUGCAAGCCGCCCUACUGCACAUUCUCGCCUGACGGCGGCAUCGCUCUCGCCGUCAGCCCCAAAUCAGUCGGAGUCUUCGAGUCCAAGGGCGUGUACAGCUACGGCAUCUAUUCCGUGCGAAUGAAGCUCCCCGCAGGCUACUCGGGCGGCAUCAUCCCGUGCAUGUACCUCAUCACGCCCGGCGCCUCGUCAUACCAGUCGAUCCACGACGAAAUCGACCUCGAGUUCCUGGGCGGCACGGACCCGCGCAACAUCACCAUCCACACGAAUCUCAUCACGGGCGGGCAGGUCAAGCUGGAGCAGUUCCGCUUCCCGUUCGACCCGUCGGCGGCGUUUCACACGUACACGAUCGUGUACUCACCCAACCGGGUCAUGUGGAUAGUAGACAAUACGCCCAUCCGCAUCACCAACAGGACGCCUGGGAAACCUUUCCCGUCCGACAACGUCAAGAUCAUGGGCUCCAUUUGGGACGCGUCGUCGUGGAGCAAGCUCAAGCCCAGCUUCGCGAACGGCCCGAUCAAGGUGCAAUACAGCAACUUCGACGUCCGCAGGACGUGCCGAGUGCCGGCCAGCGGCGCCGUGCCUCCCUGCAAGGCGUGGCGCGACCUCGCCAGGGCGCCGUGGAUGGGGGUUCCUACAGCAGCGCAAUUGGCGCGCUUCAAACAGUACAGGCAAAGGUUCCUUGUGGCUGACUACCCUUGGGGCCCUGCCUACGGCAAGUCCCCCCCACCGCAGCCUUCCGCUCCCCCCAAGAAGACUCCCCCCUCCCCCGUGAACCUCGAAACGACGCGGGCCGCAAGCGGAACGGGAGCGAGCGGAAGCACGGGGGGAACCGGGGGAACUGGUUCGAGCGGCGGGAUUGGUAGCAGUGUGGGGAACUCCAGCGGGAGUACCGGAAGUUCCGGAAGCACCGCGAACAGCGGCAAUAGCACAGGCUCAUCGGGUAACACGGGGACCACGGGCAGCACAAAGAGCACGGGCACCAGCACGAAUAGCACAAGCAGCAGCACGAAUAGCACGGGCAGCACGGGCAGCACGGGCAGCAGCUCGAACAGCACGGGCAGCGGCACGUCAAACAGUACUGGAACUGGCAGCGGCAGCGGCGGUGGUAACUCGACCAGCGGAACGGGAAGCGGGAGCAGCGGGGGGAACUCCACCAGCGGAACCGGGAGCGGGGGCGGAACUGGGAGCGGGGGCGGUACCGGGAGCGGGGGCGGUACCGGGAGCGGGGGCGGAACCGGGAGCGGGGGCGGAACUGGGAGCGUUGGCGGAACUGGGAGCGGGGGCGGAACUGGAAGCGGAGGCGGAACCGGGAGCGGGGGCGGAAGUGGCAAUUCAACGGACAAGCCGUUCGUGUGGACGAUCCCGCCGCGCAAGAAGGUGCCGGGAGUGGAUAAGUCGUUCGACAAGUACUUCAAGUUCCCCGACUGGUGCAAGGACUCCAACUGCCGCAAGGACAGCAAUGGCACCGUCACCAUCGCCGCCACGAAUCAGUCCGUCGGAGGUAGGUGCAGUGCGGUGCAAUCCGUGUUCUACUCCAAAGAUUACUACAAGUACGGAGUGUACAGCCUGCGCAUGAAGCUCCCCAGAAACUACUCGGGCGGCAUCAUCCCGUGCUUCUACCUCAUCUCGCCGGGCCCACAAGGCUACACAGACAUUCACGAUGAGAUUGACUUUGAGUUCAUCGGAGGGGAGAACCCCGUGGAUAUCACCAUCCAUACGAAUCUCAUCACGGGCGGGCAGGUCAAGCUGGAGCAGUUCAAAUUCCCGUUUGACCCGUCCGCGGAUUUCCACACGUACUCGAUAGUGUACUCUCCGAUGUAUGUCAUGUGGAUGGUGGAUGAUUACCCAAUACGCAUCACCGUGAAUGAGACGGAGCAUCCGUUCCCAACGCUGCCCAUGGAAUUCAAGGCUUCGAUAUGGGACUCCUCGUCAUGGAGCUGGCUCAAGGCGAACUACAGCAACGGCCCCGUUCAAGCGCAGUACCGCGAGUUUGACUUCUCCCGCUCCUGCCAGAUGCCGCAAGACCUCUCCGAACCGCCCUGUCUCCGCCUCCGCUCGUCCAAGCAUGCCCCGUGGCUGUCCAAAAUGACUCUGCCGCAGCUCAGAAAGGAGAGGGCGUUCAAAAAGUUCUACACCAAGAAGAUGUACGUCUGGUCUGAGGCCAAGCUCCGCCACACCCACCACCACCCCCGCACACGCGCACGCGCACUGCGCGCCACGCAGCAGCGUAGCCUUGCAAGCGCACCGAGCGCCAGCAGCGCAAACGGCGGGAGUCAUUCCCGUAGCUACUCCUCUGCUGGUGACGUGGCGGAGGCUGACGUGUCACCGGGGGAUCUGGCGGGGCGGAAGGCGGCGGAGGGGCUGCAGGUGUUGGGGGUGGUGGGCGCGGGGCAGAUGGGGAGCGGAAUCGCGCAGCUGGGAGCCAUGGCGGGCAUGCGAGUGGUGGUGGCGGACACGAGUCUAGCAGCGCUGGAUCACUGCAUGGGCGGCAUCAAGCACUCGCUGGGGCGCCUUGUUAGCAAAGGGCGCCUGGAUGAGGCAGCAGCAGCGGCAACACUAACGCGCAUUCGCACCACCCCAGAACUAACGCCCCUGGAGCAAGCAGACUUCAUAGUGGAGGCUGUGGCGGACAGCGAGGCGGUGAACCGCGUUUUCCUUUGUAGAAUUCUCAUACGUGAACCCCGUUUGCCACGCCCCUGCUUUCUUCUGUCUCCCAGGCAGCAGCAGCGGCAACACUAA